AUGGUGUUCUCCCUCGUAGGUAGGCAUUUGCCAAGGUGUCGUAUCGGACCCGCCUUUCGGCGGUCGAGAUUGUUAUCUACGGCACCACCGUCUCAAGAAUCUCAACUUCUGAGCUCCCGCCGAUUGAUAACGGUCGGUUUAGCUUCAAGUGGGCUGGUGGGAGCGACGCUAUUCGUUCAGGAUGCUCGUGCGGGAGCUCAGGAAUUGCGAGAACUGACCGAAAAGAACCCGGUUGCAACAGCACGCGACAAGCCAUCGUCGUCUCUCGCCACCCUCAUCAGGACUUACAUCGUUUACUCCUUCUGCUCUAUUCCUCCGCUUGUGGAUUGGUCUCCUACCAUACUGGAAACGUUGUCCUCCGUCCCGGGACUCAGGCAAAUUACAGAAGCUGUGGUCCGCGCUACCUUUUUCAAACAAUUUGUAGGAGGAGACACAGCAGAGGCCGUCAUCCCGCUUAUCGACGAGCUCCGGGCACAGAAUACUGGAUGCUUAUUCGCCUAUAGCGUCGAAGUUGAUCAGGCAGAGGCGGGCUCCGGAGGCGAACAGUCUCAGUCUGAAACUAACAAGACGGCGUCCACUGUACACAAACAGAUCGUCAGCGAAACGUUGCACUGCAUCGAUGUGGCCGCGGACUAUGAGGAUAAGCACACGAUAGGCUCGACCGGGAGGCGCACCUGGGUAGCCAUCAAGCUGAGCGCUAUGGUCGCGGAUGCAGAGUCUCUGCGAAGAUUGUCUCAGUAUCUCGUGAAUACUCGGCCUCGGAUCGCCGAACCCCCCGUUGCAUUUCCUGGCUGCCCGCUCCCCACCGAUCUGGAUGUGCUCUCGUCGCCAUCUCUUCCUGGUCCCCUAACGCGAGCUGACAUAGCCAAUCUGCGGGAACUUCGCGAAGACCUUGUCAGGAUAUGCACAAGAGCACAGGAGCGUGGUAUUCGCCUCAUUUUCGAUGCUGAGUAUAGUUGGUACGAGCCCGCGAUAGAUGCAUUCACUCUAGACAUGAUGCGAUAUUUCAACAAGCUCCCUUCCCUACCAAAGUCAUCGUGGUUUGGAUCUCCCGGGAAGGUGGAGACGUCUGCGGGCGUGCAACCCCUCAUAUACGCUACAUACCAAGCUUAUCUCCGCCGCACCCCAGAGUACCUCGUCCAGAGCAUCGCUGCAGCCCGCGAGGGUGGAUAUUCGCUCGGGGUGAAGCUUGUCCGCGGCGCAUACCACCCGCACGAGAUCGCCGCGCAUCCUGCAACAGCAGCUUCCGCUGACAAGUCCGCGAUCCCCCCAGGAUUCGGCGCGUCAUACUCUCCCUCUAUAUCCCCAGACCCCGUUCCGCCUGUGUGGACGGAGAAGUCGGAAACCGAUGCUCGGUACAAUGCGUGCGUGCGUGCGCUCAUCGCGGCAGUCCGCGCGGACGUAGAGGCGAGAACGCGGACACCGACGAUUGGUGUGUUGUUCGGUACACACAACUGGGAGAGCGCGAACCUCGUGGUGGAUGAGCUUGUGAGACAGCGUUUGGGCUCUGUCGAUGCAAAUGGCGUCGUGGCGAUUGAGGACGCUGUCGCGGAACGGGUAACCAUGGGACAGCUGUUUGGCAUGACGGCAGUAUUGACGGAUUACCUCGCGAACCGUGUGCAAUCCUCAUCGCCGUUCGUCAUCAAGUACAUUCCGUAUGGACAGCUUUCGGAGGUGAUGCCGUACCUGAGCCGAAGGGCGAUCGAGAAUAAGUCGGUGCUUGGGAACGGCGCCGCGAUCGAGGAGCGCAGACGGGCUGCGGCGGAGAUCGCUGCGAGGAUCUUUACGUUCACCUAGGCCGGGUCAGGGGAGACAGCAUGGGUGAAGGUUGAG
Dichomitus squalens LYAD-421 SS1 is the source of this 1833-nucleotide messenger RNA. Its product is annotated as FAD-linked oxidoreductase. Gene Ontology annotation, cellular component: mitochondrion. The coding region runs from base 1 to 1797 and encodes 598 amino acids. The transcript has 8 exons. The record is from RefSeq and is a predicted model, not a curated record. NCBI's taxonomy places the organism in Eukaryota, Fungi, Basidiomycota, Agaricomycetes, Polyporales, Polyporaceae. Gene Ontology annotation, molecular function: proline dehydrogenase activity; FAD binding.